Molecule: messenger RNA, 1605 nt
Organism: Arabidopsis thaliana (thale cress)
Lineage: Eukaryota; Viridiplantae; Streptophyta; Magnoliopsida; Brassicales; Brassicaceae
Product: Protein kinase superfamily protein
Exons: 5
Coding region: 247-1410 (387 amino acids)
Cellular component (GO): plasma membrane
Molecular function (GO): protein kinase activity; protein serine kinase activity; protein serine/threonine kinase activity
Source: RefSeq, marked reviewed
CCAAAGUAGUGAUAGGUGGUGCACACGUUUUUGGUGUUGACCUACGACAACGACAACGACAGACAAAAAUUUAUCAUCAUACAAAACCUUUCUUUGUCUUUAUCUCAUUUUGUUUUCUUAAUAUCCUCUGUUUCUUCUUCUAAUUUUCUCUGUUUUUAUUCCUUCUACUUCUGAGAUCCAUAAAGAUUCAUCUCUUAUUACUUCAUCGGAAAAGAAACCUCGAUUUCAGUUUUCUUGAUCUCUCUAAUGGGGAAUUGCUUGGACUCUUCUGCAAGAGUAGGUAAUAGAGAAAGCACUUUUGGAGGGUCAUCAAGAAUUUCCCGCAAACCGAAUCAGUCAUCUCGACUCUCAAGUCUCACCAUACCUUCUUAUAGCAACAAUAGCUUCACUACUUCAUCAUGGUCAAAUUUGACACCUAGAAGUGAAGGAGAGCUCUUACCAUCUCCAACACUAAAGGCCUUUACAUUCAACGAGCUAAAAACCGCUACUAGAAACUUCAAGCCGAAUAGUAUGAUUGGUGAAGGCGGUUUUGGUUGUGUCUAUAAGGGUUGGAUCGGUGAACGCUCGUUGUCACCUUCGAAACCAGGGUCCGGUAUGGUUGUUGCAGUCAAGAAACUUAAAUCAGAAGGGUUUCAAGGACACAAAGAGUGGUUGACUGAGGUUCAUUAUCUUGGGAGACUUCAUCAUAUGAAUCUUGUGAAGCUAAUUGGAUAUUGCUUAGAGGGAGAGAAAAGACUUUUGGUUUACGAGUACAUGCCUAAAGGAAGCCUGGAGAACCAUCUAUUUCGAAGAGGCGCAGAGCCAAUUCCGUGGAAGACUAGGAUGAAAGUAGCUUUUAGCGCAGCGAGAGGACUAUCUUUCCUCCACGAAGCUAAAGUCAUAUACCGAGACUUCAAGGCCUCUAAUAUUCUACUUGAUGUGGAUUUCAAUGCAAAGCUAUCUGAUUUUGGGUUGGCAAAAGCUGGACCAACAGGAGAUAGAACGCAUGUGACAACUCAAGUGAUAGGCACACAAGGGUACGCAGCUCCGGAAUACAUAGCAACCGGCCGGUUAACCUCCAAGAGUGAUGUCUAUAGCUUUGGAGUGGUGUUGCUCGAACUACUCUCGGGUCGUCCCACCCUAGACAAAUCGAAAGUAGGAGUGGAACGUAACCUGGUGGAUUGGGCAAUACCUUAUUUGGUGGACAGAAGAAAAGUGUUUAGAAUAAUGGACACAAAGCUUGGAGGACAGUACCCUCACAAAGGGGCUUGUGCAGCUGCCAACAUCGCAUUGCGGUGUCUCAAUACCGAACCUAAGCUCAGACCGGAUAUGGCUGAUGUCUUAUCCACUUUACAACAGCUUGAGACUUCUUCAAAAAAGAUGGGUUCUACUCAAAAUAUAGUCAUGUCUCCUUCAUCUCAUAUGUCGUAGUAUAACAAGGUUCGAGAUAUUUCUGCGUUUAAGGUGGGAAGUAGGAGAUCUAAGGACCCUUUUGAGUCUGAUUAUAUACUUUUGCAUAGUGUGUUAAUAGUUUGGUACUUUCUCUUAAGAUUAUAGAAUGUCUGGUUGAAAUGUAGAUGUAUAUAUUAUGGAAAAGCCAAUGUCAUUUAAUAUCUUGAAUUCCUA